Messenger RNA from Lathyrus oleraceus (garden pea), 1356 nucleotides. RefSeq lists its product as uncharacterized. The transcript has 6 exons. The record is from RefSeq and is a predicted model, not a curated record. Gene Ontology annotation, molecular function: phosphatase activity. NCBI's taxonomy places the organism in Eukaryota, Viridiplantae, Streptophyta, Magnoliopsida, Fabales, Fabaceae. The coding region runs from base 202 to 1086 and encodes 294 amino acids.
AUUUAAUCGCACGCCACUCCAUACACAACAAACAACUCUUCCUCUUCCUUCAAACCUCAACAACAACAUCUCCAUAAUCUCUCUCAAAAUCUCACACAAAACAACAAAAUUGAGAUUGGUCAAAUUAACGUUAAUAGAAGCGUGUGCCCCACGCUACAAUACAAAUCAACGCCAUAACAUACCAGAUCGUUGAAUUCAUAAAUGAAUAAUAACAAUAAUAAUAACAAUAACAAUAUGAACGAGUUGACUCAGGGAAGCGAGAUGUACUCGCCGAUAACUCACCAAGCAUGGGGGGCACUGUUGAAUCUAUUAGGUUUUUUCUACCAGUUUUUUUCUCAGAUUAUUGGAACCUUCACGCAUUUCCCUUUACUCUCUUUCUCUUCUCAUAAAUCAUUCAAAUCUCUACCCAAUCUUGACCAUGAUUCCGCCCUUCCAAUCACCUCCGACGCCGAUCACCCUCUCCAGAAGCUCACGGUAGUGCUUGACUUGGAUGAAACACUGAUAUGUUCAUAUGAGACAUCAAGUUUGCCAGAUACAUUGAAAACUCAAGCAAUUCAAGCUGGUUUGAAUUGGUUUGAACUCGAAUGUGUAUGCGCUAACAAGGAAGCUGAUGGAAAACCAAAAAUCAAUUAUGUCACCGUCUUCGAACGCCCUGGGUUGAAAGAAUUCCUAAAGCAACUAAGCGAAUUCGCUGACCUGGUUCUGUUUACUGCUGGUCUUGAAGGUUAUGCUAAACCACUUGUUGACAGAAUAGACACAGAAAAUCGAUUUAGUCUACGACUCUAUCGGCCCUCAACGGUCAACACUGAAAAUCGGGAACAUGUGAAAGAUCUUACGUGCAUAUCAACGGAUCUAAGUCACAUUGUUAUUGUAGACAACAAUCCUUUCAGCUUUUUAAUGCAGCCAGACAAUGGAAUUCCAUGCGUACCAUUCUCUGCAGGGCAACCAAAUGAUACACAGCUUUUAGAUGUCAUUCUUCCACUUCUCAAACACCUCUCUGACCAGAAAGAUGUUAGACAUGUGCUCCAUGAUGCCUUCCGUAUGCCUGAAUGGUUCCAACAACAUGGAUUCCCAGUUCCCAGUUAACAUCAUUGGAAGUUUUUUCUAUUACACUCUUGUUGAGUUUGUCUUAAGAAUAGCUAGCUGAUCAUUCAACACCAUAGAUUUAAAUGUGUAUUGUCAAUUUGUUCCUGGAGCAUCCAUAGAUUUCAAAUGCUGCUUCUUGAAUCAAAUCAACUCCUCAUUUAUACAUGUAGAUCACUAGAAUUUUGUUUCUUGUUUACAAAUUUAGUACCUCAAAUACAAACUUUUUGUUAUGCUUUUGUUUUUCUCAUUUAUUAAUGUCUUUUAGCUUUA